CGGAUUAGACGCGAUUUAACUAUAAAUUCGGGCCGCCUGCUACGUAUUGUUGUACUCAAUCAAGAGUUUUCAAUUAAAGAACAUCGAUUCCAACUACAAAGAUUAAGUUAAUCAAUAGAAUCUUCGAAAAGAUGCGUGCUUUUGUGGUUAUGUGCUUCGUGGCUUUAGCCAGUGCCGACAAACUGGGCUACAACUAUCAGCCGGUGGCGCACUCGGAUAGCGGAUUAUCGUUUAGUCCUGGCGGUCAUGGUGGUCUGAGCGGUGGCUCUGCUGGUGGACUUGGUGGUCUCAGCGGUGGCUCCGCUGGUGGACUUGGUGGCCUCAGCGGUGGAUCUGUUGGCGGACUUGGUGGUUACAGCGGCGGUUUAGGAAGCUUAGGCGGUGCGAUUGGCGGUGGUUCAUCUGGUGGUUUGGGUGGAAUCGGUGUUUUGGGUGGUAUUGGCGGCUCUCUAGGAGGCUUAGGUGAUCUAAGCGGCGGUUCAUCCGGCAGUUUGGGUGGUAGCUCAUCCGGUAGUCUCAGCAGUCUUGGUAGUUCGAGCGGUAUUGACAGUGGUUCCAGUAGCAGCGGAUCCAGCAGUGGCUCAGAUGUGGAAUACGAAAAAGAAUUCUACACAUACACUGCUGAUGACAGUGCUUUCGAUGAACCUGAAGCUAAUCAACAAGUAAGCUACUCAGCAAAGAAGAACCUACGUGUGAUUUUCAUUAAGGGACCCGAAAACAAUGCUUUGGAGAAGGCUGUCGUCAAUUUGGCCAAACACGCUUCGGAACAGAGAACCGCCAUUUAUGUAUUGCAGAAACAAGCUUCUGUCAGUGAUUUAGCCAACAAAUUGCAGGCUUCACAUGAUGUCCACAAUCACCAGCCCGAGGUGCACUUUGUCAAAUAUCGCACACCCGAAGAUGCGGCUAAUGCACAAAAAGCCAUUCAAGCACAAUACGAUCAGUUGGGCGGCUCAUCGCAGUCACACAAUGGUGGUGUUGCUCCAGUACAUAACUUCGCAUCGCCAGCUUCAUCGGGUGGUAAUGGCGGCGUAUCUGGUGGUUCAUCAGGUGGUAUCUCUGGCGGUGCAUCUGAUGGUCUAUCAGGUGGUUCAUCAGGUGGUGUAUCUGGUGGUAUCUCUGGUGGUUCAUCAGGUGGUAUCGUACAAAUUGGCGGCGUUUCGGGCGGCUCUGGCCAUGGAUCACUAAGCGCAACAUACUUGCCUGCUGCCAUCUUGCGUGUUUAGGUUACUAACUCGCCCUUUGUUAUUGUCUUUUCUGUUAUGAGUUUAUUACGAAUAAAAAAAUUAUAUUUAACCUUUAA
Molecule: messenger RNA, 1300 nt
Organism: Zeugodacus cucurbitae (melon fly)
Lineage: Eukaryota; Metazoa; Arthropoda; Insecta; Diptera; Tephritidae
Exons: 2
Coding region: 132-1223 (363 amino acids)
Source: RefSeq, a predicted model, not a curated record